AUGGAGGCAGAUUGCAAUCGUGUGAAUUUGUCAGAAGACAUCCAAGAAACCAUUGGACAAAUCUGUCAAAAGCUGGAGAGUAGCGGUGAGGACUGUCUUUUUCUACGAGUGGCGAAUCGUGGAACAACUUUCUCUAAUCUCGGGACAAAGAAUGCGUUAUUGUUUGUUCAGAACCAGCCAAAACUUACUCAGGAAUUCAGGAAGUUUUGUGCAGAAAUCUAUUCCUCUCCUGACGUGUUGCUAAAGAAAGAAGGAGAUUCAGAGGAGGAUGCUUCCUUAAGAUUGAAAAUUCCACUGAAAGCCAGAAUCCAGACAGGUCCUGACAGAGAGCAUGAUGGACUUACAGACAAAAUGAUCACCAGGACACAACAAACGAGAUCCUUAACUAACAAACCUUGUGAUGGAAUAGCAAACACAAGAGACAGAAGAAAAAGUAAAACUGCCCCUGUCAGAGAUAGGACAAGAAGUGACAGAACAAAUAAAGGGAAAAAUACAACCAGGGACAUCAAAUCAAAAACCACAAAGAGAAAAGCAGAGAUCAACAGUAAAAAUGGAAAAUCUGAGUCGUGUACUGCUGGUAAAAAUAGCACCGCUGUCGAUGGUGGUGAAGUAAAUGUGACUGUGUGUACUUCAGAUCAGGAGGAGAGUAAUGAAGUGCGGACAAGACCAAAACGUAAAAUGUUUACACCUAGCAAACUAAAAUUGUAUGAAACAAGCUUCAAGAAAGGUAGUGAAAAUUCUUGGGGUGUUGACAAAGAGAAAUCGGAGAAACAAAAUGUUGCUCAAAAUAAAUGCAGUUUGUCGGUGGAGGAAAGCAAGCAUUGUAACAGUCAGGGAAAGGUCAAUCUUACUGAUAACAAAAAACAGCUUGAUACACCAUCUGAUGUUAAUUUGAAUUGUGUUUCAACAUUUCGCAAAAACAGAAAAAAAUCCAAGGUUGAUGAAAAAGGAUCUUCGUACGAUGAAGAUAGUGAUGUGAUUGAUGAAGAUGAAAUUGAGGAAUAUGAUGAUAAUGACAAAGAUUACGUUGCAGAAAAGGAUGAAUCUUUUUCAAAUAAAUUGCCUUCAAGCAAGAACUCAUCUGGUAACAAAAAAAAUAGGAACACUUUGAAGGAAAAGACCAGGUACACCUGUAAGAAGUGUGAUGUAGUCUUUGCGUAUCAAGGUACCCUUAAUCGACAUCUUAAAAAUGAUGUGUGUUCAGCGAUAGUUACACGACAAGAAGCAAAAAAAGCCAAGUUUUUAAACCAGUCUGAGGAAAGUCUGAAGAGGCAACUGAAUGACACCAUCUGCAAUAAAAGUGUUAAAAAGUUAAAAGGACCUGAAGCUUCUAAACCAGGUGCUGGUGAUAAUAGUAAGGAUGAAAAUUCAAAGUUGCCUGAAGGUAUGCAUUCUGCACGGUUCAAAAGGCUUGCGAAGUGUGGUGUGUGUGGCGCCUACAUCCUUCAGAGGGGCAUGAAUAAGCAUCUCUCGAGUAAAGCUUGUAAGGCUAGAGCCGAGAAAAAACGUAGAGUGGUCAAGUGGUCAAGUGGUGAGAAAUGUAGUGAAAACUCGGAUCUGUCACCCGAACAGACUUCCACAAAAACUGGUUCAGAUGAAUUAAGUCCAUUGUCAUCAACAGCAGAAAGAAAGGACGAUACCACAGGUGAAAAUUCAACUUAUGAGGUUGGGAUAUUGAAUAUAAAAAUUGAAAAAGAGGACACUGAAAACAAUGUUUCAGAUAUCAACGACUGUACAUCAGUGAUCACUAACAAUAGACAUACUAAAACCGGAGUUCCGUGCAGUACCUGUAACUUUGUCUUCUCCAGUAAAGAAACUCUAAAACGCCACAAGACGAAAGGAUUCUGUCCUGGUAUAAAGCUAGAAGUGAAAACUAGUAUUUCAGAUGGACAAGAGAAAUUUACUUGUGAGGAGUGUGACAAAACAUUUUUGUCAUCUUUUGCAUUCCUUCGUCAUCGUCACCGCCACACUACCUCCCGCUCCUCAGGGUUUACAUGCACUGUCUGUGAGACUGAAUUCCUGUAUGACUGGGAACGUGUGAGUCACAUGGUGCGAUUUCACAAAUUAAAGGGACCCAUCGACUGUUUUGUUUGUCUUCAUAGCUUUCAGAAUUAUAAAGAAUAUCGCACUCACAAGCGCUACUGCAUGACAACAUCGAAAUGUGAAGGGGAGACAACUUCUAAAAAACAGGAAACAUCAGGCAAUAAAGAAAAUGUAUUUGAGGCAAAUAAUGACAAUAAUUCUGAAACACACAACAGUGCACAGGAUAAUAGAGUAGGUGUUGUUGAUAAAGGGGAGAUAAAUCCUACCAGUGUGGCUGUUAGUAACUUGGAAAGUGAACAAGAGAUACCACCAGGUAACGUUAGGGUUAAAUUGAGUUGUGGUUCAAUUAUUUCUGUGAAGGAUUCCAUGAUCAAAAGUAGUUUUGUGGCAGAUAAUGAGAAAUCUGCAAAUACUGAUAAUAAUGAUGCUGAAACUUUGUCUCGUACAACCAGUCCUGAUAAAGAAGAUUCUCAAGGGGAGAUGCAAGCAUCUUCAGUAAAGUGUGAAACUUCCCAAGGAGAUAAAAGCAUUGUUGAAGGAGGUGUGUCAGCAACAAAGUCUUUAACAGUAGAUAGUGUACCUGUGACAUCAGAUGUUGACGCAACCAGUAUCAUAUGUACACGAUGUCAAAAGGAUGUUCGAGGAUUGUUCACUAAAGAUGCUGGAAAACAUAUUUGUAAAUUUUGCCGAAGAAGCUAUGUCAGUGACUUUCAGUUGACAAAGCAUAUGUCCACUCACACAGCCUCAAAAUUCUACAGUUGUCAUCACUGUAGCAAAUGUUUUUUAGAGACACGGUACUUACAGCGCCACCUGCUGGACACUCAUCGUGAACGUUACAGCAUUUGUCGCUUUUGUUGUGCACUGUUUAGCACACGGAAGGGACUCACGCAACAUCUGAAGGAAAAACACCCGAACCAGGGCGAGACCAGGUGUCGUGUUUGUUCUCAAGAUUUUCCGGACCAGAUCUCGUGCAUGGAACACGAGGAUAAACAUGCAAGGGAAAGAACCAGACAGUAUGUGUGUGAUAUAUGUGGGAAAAUGUUAAAUAGCAAACAUUCUCUGUCACUUCACCUAGCUUGGCACAAGGACUUGCGACCAUAUGUCUGUGAGGUUUGUAAUAAGGGAUUCCGCACAAAAAUGAAUCUGCUCGGACACGCGCCAGUACACAGCGGGGUGAAAGCGCACCAGUGUGAGAUUUGUGGGCAAUGCUUCACUUUAAAGGAGACACUUCGUCGUCACAAGAGAAUUCAUAAUAAGGAUAAGAGGUACCAGUGUAAAAUAUGUGGUCACAAGUUCCGCAGCACCGACGGCCUGAACAGUCACAUGGUCAGUAGUCAUUUAACAGCACAGGAUAUCAGCAGCCUCAAGUUCAAAGUACGGCAGUGUGAUUUGUGCAACAAGCUCUGCAGUUCGAAGCAGACGUACGAGCGUCACAUGACUACACAUACGGGGGAACGUCCAUUUCACUGUAAAUAUUGUCCUAGAAGUUACAGCCUUAACACGCUCCUGCUUCGACAUGUGCGCACUGUCCACCAGCGUGCGGAUGUUCACACCUGUCUUCUCUGUCAUUGUCAGAUCUCUUCACGAAGCAAGUGGAGGCGACAUCUGCGCACAAGAAAACACAAAGAUCGUUGUGAGGAACAGGGAUUAACUGAUCCAGGGGAGGAUGGAAUGGUGGAAGGUAUUCACUACACCGUUAGUGGAGAGAAAGAUAUAAACACUGGUGAUGUAGAAUUAGAUAACAAUGUAGAGGAGACACAAGAGAUACAGAAUGAAGACUAUAUACAAAACCUCCCAGAGGAAGUGGAUGAAUCUGGGUAUAUUCAACAGAUAACAGAGGAGGUUCAUGACUCUGGGUUUAUACAUCAAAUCACAGGCGAAGUUCAGAAUUCUGAAUACAUCCAACAGAUCACUGAGGUGGUUCAGGACUCGAACAUUACCCACGAUGAGAACUACAUAGAGCAGAUCACACAGGAAGUGGAGACUGUUUCUAGGGGACAAACUACUGUCAUGCAGAUUGUGUACGAUGACCAAAGUGAGUCACAAACGGCUGUGAAUAGUAUUGUUGAGGGACGGACUUUGCAGAAUGUAGUGUAUUUAAAAGUGGUUUCCUAGAGAGUCAUAACUUGAACAAUAGCCAAUGUUGUACAGUGGAACCUUGUUAUUUCGAACUUGGAUAAAUCAAAGACCCUGUUAAUUCAAAGCAUUUUGUCUUUCCCUGCUGAACUUUACACAAAAUAUUUAAACAUUCUUAAUUUAAUACUCUGUUUUCCAAUGAUCUCGCUGAGUUUCAGAUAACAAGGUUCGACUGUGUAUUGUGAUGUGUUGUCAAUAGUUUAUUCAGUAAAAGCAUUGGCCUGCUUGAGCUGAAUAUCACAGUUAUAUAGUUCCAUGCUCCCUACAUGUGGUUUUGUUUCUCAGGAAGUGACACUCCACCCUUAUUGCUCUGGAUGGCAUGUGAUGUGCCUUCUGUAUGUUGUUUAUUGAGUUAGCCACCAGCUACUGUAAAAAGAUCUCGCUGAAAAUAACCCGACUGUUCUUGGGGCAAUAAACCCAACAAACAAGAGGAGUUAGUUCUGGUAUGCAUGUGUAUACUUAAGAGUUAUAUUUAGCUGUUGAAGGUAAAAAAUGUUGAGAAAUUUCACUGGAUUUUCAUGUUUUAUAUAACACUUAUUAGGCAACUGAUAUCAUACACAUUAUUGUGUAUGUGAGAUAUCUGACUCCUGUGGAGAUUUUCUAAAUAUUCCCUCUGUGAAAUUGAUAAUUACCUAUUGGAAUGGUAUGAAAACAACUAGAAAACAUAUUUCAAAGUGUUACAUUGACAUGUUUUUAUAGCUAAUUUCUCUUAAAAACUACAAAUCAAUAACACCAUGAUAAACCUGGUGUAUCAUACAAAAUAUCUGAUGGAAUCAUUGUGAUGUGUUCAGAAUAUUUUUGAUUGACAAGGAAAAACAAACUGGAAACAUGACACAUACAGAGACAGUGAGACAAACCUGACUAAUCAGUGACGUGUUCCUCUUUAUACCUAAAUAUAACCUUGUUUAUCUGGCGUCAUGUCUUAUCCAAGUAAUUGUUUCACGUUAUCAAAUUAGAUGAAAAAGUCCACUGCAAAACAAAGGCAUAUUUCAUUUGCCAUACAUCUUUACUGAACCCUAUAAUUUGCAUUAGUGUUAUAAAGAUAUUUAAACAACAUUCAAGUAAAGAUUCUGCAUGUUUUGUUUAAGUUAAAGAGUGCAGGUAUCACACCGAACACAUUAUAGUCAAAGAUUUGUUUUAUAAAGAUUAAAGGUAUGACACCUAGAUAUUCCACAUAAGAUUUAUGUUCUAGUUAAGGGUAUCUGGUGCCUGUGACAUUCUUUGAUGUGUGUUCUAGUUAAGGGUAUAUGGUGCCUGUGACAUUCUUCGAUGUGUGUUCUAGUUAAGGGUAUAUGGUGACUGUGACGUUCUACGAUGUGUGCUCUAGUUAAGGGUAUAUGGUGCCUAUAACAUUCUACUGGAUUUGUGUUCUAGUUAAGGGUAUAUGGUUCCUGUGACAUUCUGCGGAUGUGUGUUCUAGUUAAGGGUAUAUGGUUCCUGUGACAUUCUACGGAUGUGUGCUCUAGUUAAGGGUAUAUGGUGCCUGUGACAUUCUACGGAUGUGUGUUCUAGUUAAGGGUAUAUGGUGCCUGUGACAUUCUACGGAUUUGUGUUCUAGUUAAGGGUAUAUGGUUCCUGUGACAUUCUACGGAUGUGUGUUCUAGUUAAGGGUAUAUGGUGCCUGUGACAUUCUACGGAUGUGUGUUCUAGUUAAGGGUAUAUGGUGUCUGUGACAUUCUAUGGAUGUGUGUUCUAGUUAAGUGUAUAUGGUGCCUGUGACAUUCUACGGAUGUGUGCUCUAGUUAAGGGUAUAUGGUGCCUGUGACAUUCUACGGAUGUGUGUUCUAGUUAAGGGUAUAUGGUGCCUGUGACAUUCUACGGAUUUGUGUUCUAGUAAAGGGUAUAUGGUUCCUGUGAUAUUCUACGGAUUUGUGUUCUAGUUAAGGGUAUAUGGUGCCUGUGACAUUCUACGGAUUUGUGUUCUAGUUAAGGGAAUAUGGUAUCUAUAACAUUCUACCUACAUGCAUGAAGUUUGUUCGGAUCAAAGGAGGAUAUAUGCUACUUUUUACAUUCUGUUGUACCAAAACAGCACAAAGUCGUUGUGAUUCGUAUUUUAGUGAAGUGUACCUUAGAAAUCACAUGAGUUAUUAUAGUGUGGUUUCAGAAAUACUGAUGUCCUGUAUGUGUGUCCACAAAUUCAGUUCUUUGCUGAUUUUAGUAUUUAUUUACCAUGCAGUUUAGUCAAGAAGUUCAGUUCACAGGUUAAAACUUAAGGUCCAAAUUCAAAGUCAUUCGGUUCAAACAUCAAUGUCAACUUUUGAUAUUUGUCAGUGACAACAUUUUUUUGAACAUUAUAAAACAAAGUCAACAAAACACAGAUAAAAGUUGAAGAUUAUAGGUCAUAGGUCAAAGUUAAAUUUUGUGUCAUUUCUUUUGACACUAACAUUUUGAAUUGAAGUUGUCAGAACUAAACAAGAUGUCCACCUGAACAAAGUUCAAGGUCACUUGGUUAACAUCAAAUUGGGCAGUUUUUUUCUAAUGUUCGUUUUGAUAUGAUAUGAAGAAGAAAAUCAAGUCUAAGUUAAGCAACAAUUUGAUUGACCAAAAGUAAAGGUCAAAGGUCAAGGCCAACAGGUAAAAAAUCAGGGUUAAAUUUUAAAUCCUUUUCCAGAUGAUAUUUUAUUGGGAAAGUACCAAUCAGUGCAGGACAGAAUUAAACAAGGAGUCAACCUGAUGAAAGGUCAAGGUCAACAGGUCAAAGAUCAGGGUCAAAUUUCAUAUCUUUUUAGCAACGAACAUUUGGUUCAACUGAUCGUGUGGGCUUUGCUUCAUUGGAUUGUUUGUGAAGCCCAAAUGUCAAUCUCAGCAGUAUGGGCAGGUGGCUUCCUGAUAAUUACGGGGAUACAUAUCCACAGGAUGGGGCCCUUGUUAACCUGUAUUACUGUUCUAGUUAGUGCUAAAGUUAAGGUUGUAUGGUAUACCUUACACAUCAUGACAAUCAUCUGUGGUAGAGUUAAGGGUAUAUGUUCAGGACACUUAACUUACAAAGUGAUAAAGAAUGCUCUGUGUAUUUAAUAUCACCUUAAACUUAGUUAUAAACAUUAUACAUGUUUUUAGUAUUUUAUAAUUGUAGAAUUUCUCCAUGUGAUUUUAGAAUAUUCUGAAUCUUACUAACUGUCAGUUAUAAUUGAAGAGGAUUUCUUUUUUUUUUAAAUUUCGUUGGUACUUUUAAUCCACCAAUUUAUAUGUUCACGAAGUGUUAACUGAGUAGGAGCAGCUUUACAGAAAAGUAAGUUUUUUAUUUUAUUUUUGAAAAACCACGGAAAUUGAAGCUCACAAAAAUGUAUGAUUUUAUAGUAGCCUAUAACCUAUACUACUUACACAAGUAUAAACAUGAUGGGAUCAAAGAAUAGCAAACCAGAGUGUAAAUCAAGGAAAACAUAAAGUACAGCAAAAUAAAAGAAUUACAAACGGGAUAAAUCUGCAUUAGGAUAUUAUUUCAAUUGUUUUGUUAAAUGUUUAAAUCUUUAUUUCUGUUAUACAGGUUAUAUAUCACUCUGUACGUGACAAGUACAUUGUAGGUGUUAUU
Ylistrum balloti is the source of this 7708-nucleotide messenger RNA. RefSeq names its product zinc finger protein 91-like. The record is from RefSeq and is a predicted model, not a curated record. Gene Ontology annotation, biological process: regulation of transcription by RNA polymerase II. Gene Ontology annotation, cellular component: nucleus. Bases 1 to 4158 code for a protein of 1385 amino acids. Gene Ontology annotation, molecular function: RNA polymerase II transcription regulatory region sequence-specific DNA binding; zinc ion binding; DNA-binding transcription factor activity, RNA polymerase II-specific. Lineage: Eukaryota; Metazoa; Mollusca; Bivalvia; Pectinida; Pectinidae. The transcript has 4 exons.